AUGAAAACCAAGACAUGGAUAGUAAAACAAAAGCCACCCCUACAGACAGUUCCACCAAAAGUUCCUUCUGUGGUAGGAGAUCCCACUACAAACUGGCAUCUAACAAGAGGAGGAGUUCCACCCUACAUAGGAGCACCCACACGGGUCAGGGCUAAGAGACAACCCCUACAAGAAAUGGAGUCGUAUAGCUUCACACAGGCACUAUCUCAGGCUCUCCAAUUAAGAUCAUGGGUGAAAGGAGAUAUAGGACUCACCCAAUUACUGGAUACUAUGUAUAAUAAGAGAGACGACAGAUGCAUCUAG
Messenger RNA from Danaus chrysippus (African queen), 303 nucleotides. Lineage: Eukaryota; Metazoa; Arthropoda; Insecta; Lepidoptera; Nymphalidae. The record is from the annotation of a GenBank genome assembly.